UCACUUCGCUCGUUUCAUCCGACUAUACAUUUAUCUUCCCUGUCAAUCGUUUUUCGUCUCAUCUCCUCAUUUUUUUUCUCCGAAUGACCUCAUGAGGCAAUCACUUCAAUGUGGAAGAGGCCUCGUCCUCGCGGCAUGUCUCGCAACUUUGGCAUCUGCCGCAUGCGAAUGCGGUUACUACUAUAACUCCACCUCCACCGCCGGCAUCACAAGCAGGCAGGUGUGGACCGACGCCUUCGAAACCGACUUCCUCCAUGCCCCAAAAAUCAACGGCGACAUGGGCUGGCGACCCCAGGUCUACACUGUCCCGUCGGAGAAAGCCCGCGGCACCUUUGGGAAGGACGCAGCGCUGGAGAACGUCAUCGCCAAUCCGCUCAAGGACAACAAGACCUGGACCGGCGAGGGCGCGAACGGGGGCGACGCCGGCGCGCAGCUCCUGGUGCGCAGCCAGUUGAAGGGUGAUGCCAUUCCCAUGGCGGAAAUCGUAGGCAUCCGGGAUGAUAUGCUCUACGGUUCGUUCCGAGUAUCGAUGAAGAUUAAUGACAUCCCUGGGUCGUGCGCGGCAUUUUUCUUUUACCAUAAUGAUACCCAGGAGAUCGACAUUGAAUUCCUCACGAGAGAAUUCAACGAGACCUCGAACCUCAUCAACCUCAUCAGCCAAUCUCCCGCCUCCGCUGACGCCGGCUUCGACGCAAGUGGAACUCCCGGAUUCAAGACCUACAACCUUCCGUUCAAGCCCUACGAAGGCUUCCACGAGUACCGCUUCGACUGGAGCCCCGGCCUGAUCACCUACUACGCCGACAACCAGAAACUCUACGAGCUGACCGUCGACGUCCCCGACAGCCCCGGCCACCUCGUCCUCAACCACUGGUCCAACGGCGACCCGAAAUGGUCCGGCGGCCCCCCUACCGCCGACUCGACCAUGACCGUCAGCUACGUGAAGGCGUACUUCAACUCCUCGAACCCCGACGCCGGAAGCCAGUUCGACAAGCGGUGUCCGGAUCCGGGCGACGUGUCGAAGAUCUGCGGCAUCCCCGAUCAGAACACCCCGCCGCCGGAUGCCUCCCAGGGCGGUGACACCGGCGCGCAGACGACGUUUUUGACGUCGGCCGCAGGACGGAGGUCGCCGGUCGGUUGGAGCUUGUGGAGCGUCGCGAUCUUCUCCGCGGUGGUGUUUUCCACUUGUUGAUUUUCGUUUGAUGGAUUUGUUGUGCUGUUUACGGGCCAUCGUUCGGAGUUCAACUAGUGCGUGCCUGCAUUCUAGUGGCGUUGGAGGUGCAUGCAUGAUUCUCAUGUUCGGAUCGGCUAUGAUAUUUGUGAGUCUCACCAAGUGCUUCAUGCGCAGGAGGGAGGGAUUCCUGGCCGCUGUAUGGCCUUUAUUAUUCUUGUUGAUAUUAGAUUCUUUGCCGUUUUUCGGCGCGACGAUUAAGGUUAAUACCGACGAGGGGUAAUGGACCAUGUUCGUAUUACCGUCUGCUUCGUGGUGAAGGCGGCCAUGCCGUCGAUGUUCGAGUGAUAUUGGAAGAAGCCAUUUCUAAGUCAAGGGCUUUGAUUA
Molecule: messenger RNA, 1555 nt
Organism: Eremomyces bilateralis CBS 781.70
Lineage: Eukaryota; Fungi; Ascomycota; Dothideomycetes; Eremomycetales; Eremomycetaceae
Product: glycoside hydrolase family 16 protein
Exons: 3
Coding region: 92-1189 (365 amino acids)
Biological process (GO): carbohydrate metabolic process
Molecular function (GO): hydrolase activity, hydrolyzing O-glycosyl compounds
Source: RefSeq, a predicted model, not a curated record